Molecule: messenger RNA, 2260 nt
Organism: Macrobrachium nipponense
Lineage: Eukaryota; Metazoa; Arthropoda; Malacostraca; Decapoda; Palaemonidae
Product: facilitated trehalose transporter Tret1-like
Exons: 6
Coding region: 245-1702 (485 amino acids)
Biological process (GO): transmembrane transport
Cellular component (GO): membrane
Molecular function (GO): transmembrane transporter activity
Source: RefSeq, a predicted model, not a curated record
GAAGUGAAUGGUUAAAGACUGCACUGCAUGGUGUCCUUUUACGGGACCAAAGAGUGAGAAAAAACUUUUGAGUGGAAAUGUAAUAAUAAUGAGAGGACAGCGCUGCAGCCAUGGCGUUUAAUUUGAGUGAUCUUGACUUUGGGACCAUAUUACGUGAGACGAUGCUGCUUUGAUGAAGAGAUGUCAAAAGUGGCUAGUGGGAGAACGUUACGUAUGCCUUGGAAUCUUUGCAUAAGGAUUUAGAAUGAAGAUCGAAUGUGAGAAUAAUGGCGAGGAAAAGGGAGAAGCCAGCACUCUCAGGCAGGUGUCGGUUGGAUUGGUUGUGACGUCAUCUACCUUAGUGGUGGGCAUGAACGUUGCUUGGCCCUGCAUCCUGCCCAAAAUGCAGAGCGAUCCUGAGGGUAUCCACAUCACGGAACAGGAUAUAUCGUGGCUAGUGUCAUUAUCGGGCAUCGUCGGAAUGUUCACUUCUCUCGUCACGGGACCCCUGAUGGAGCACUUGGGCCCCAGACGUCUUCUUCUUCUGAUUCUGCUGCCGGUGUUCUUUCUGUGGAUGCUGCUGGCCUUCGCCCCCAACCUCUCCCUCAUCUACGUCAGCCGGGUCGGUCUCAGCGCCAGCAUGUACGCCAUUUCGACGUUCAUCCCGCUCUAUGUGGCUGAGCUGAGCCAGGCCGAGAUCAGGGGAGCCAUCGCAUCUCUCACCAUCAUCACCAGCUGCGUCGGGAUGUUGACGACCUACACCACGGCGCACUUCCUUCACUGGAGGCUGGCUACGGCCCUCUGUGCGGCUCCCUUCCUCCCGCUCUUCCUUCUGACGCUUUUUGUGCCCGAGUCUCCUUACUGGCUAGUGAGGAAGGGCAUGAAGGAGGAAGCACGGGCAUCCCUCUUGAGGCUCCUAGGACCCCGAGCUGACGUCGACAGAGCCCUCAGAGACAUUCCUGACGUCAGAAAGGACCAGGUUUCCCUUCUGGAACAGAUCAAACUCCUGAAGAGAAAGGAGUACGGCAAGCCAGUGGGUCUAGUGCUGGUCAUUUUCUUGCUCAGGGAACUGAGUGGCCACAACACCAUCUUCUUCUACUCCGUGUUCAUAUUCCAAAGGGCUGGAGUGGGAGUAGAUGCCUUCCUGUGUUCCGUCCUGGUGGGCUGCGUCCGCCUCAUCUUCUCAGGAGUGUCUGUGGCGAUCAUAGACAGAGCUGGCAGGAGACCGUGCUUCAUCGGCACCACAGUCACGUGCUUCCUGGCGGAGAUGACCAGUGGAGCUUUCCUUUUGUGCGACGUCACUGGGGCCUCGUGGGUCCCUGUGAUCGGCGUGCUGGUCUAUGUGGCAUCCUAUGGAAUGGGUCAAGGGUCCAUACCGUGGAUUCUCCUCGGGGAGCUCCUGCCGAUCCCGGUCAGGUCGGUUGGCGCUUCCAUAAUCGUUUUCCUGAACUGCCUCCUUCUCUUCGGUGUCAACUUCGUGUUUCUGAUGGCCAUGAACAUCUUGAGUGUGGGGGGAAUUCUGUGCUUGUUUUCCCUGUCAAAUGUUGUUUUAGCUGUGAUAUCCUAUGUGUGGCUACCAGAGACUCGAGGACGCCUUUUAAAAGAACUGGAAAACAUUUGCAGUGACAACGCAGAAGACUUGGUCGUGCCUGACCACGCUGUAGAGAAAGGAGCUUAUACAAAUGAGGGGAUGGAAGAGGACGUCGCGAAAACACGCUUGUAAUUUAUUAUUUCUUGACAUGGAAGUGUAGAAUGUGAUGUUCCUUUUUUUUUGGUGUUUAGCUUUUUGGCGGAAUUUCCAUACAAAUUUUCAGGUUUUAGUCUAAAUUGUGCAUUAACCAGGAAAACUCCUUAUUUUUAUAUGAGCUUCCGUCCAGCUAAAACUGACAGUAAUAUUAAGCUGAAGAAAUAGUUGGAAGUGCACAUCUAAAUGUUUUGUUCAAGUGAGAGAUAGCUGUUCACAUCCAGUUGUUUAAUGUCGUAUGCAAACCAAAGGUUUAGUUUGUAGUUUUGUAUCGACCAUUCCGAAGGCAUAGAAAUAUCAAAGUUUUUUAAAUGAAUAUCAAAAACUGUUACGGGGCAUUUAGACGGUGAGAUGACAUUGUUUUGUGAACUACCUUCAAAAGGCAGUACUGGCCUUUUUAAAGCUUUUAUACUCAUUCCCAAUGGAAAAAUUAUUACCAGUGUCCUUGGAAUUUGAAGAAAAGUUUCAGAAAGCCAACUAAUAAUUUUCUACCAGAAUGAAGUAUGAAUACGGGUUCCAUUUCUACAACAUGCAGUA